AUUUUCUUGUAAAAUAAAAUAUGCAUUGGCAUCUCAUAUGAAGUGCUUUUAGAUUUUUUUACUAUUGGUAUGUGGGAUGUGUAUUGUAGUUUUGUGAUUUGCAUGUUAUGAUUCUACCUCGCCCCUUUUUUUCUUGUUUUAUAUAGGUAGAUUUUUCUGAGUUCUCCCGCUUCUAUGAUUUUGUUUUCUUCAUGUGCCGUGAAAAUGGUCAAAAGAACAUCAGAGAUAUGCAUCGCAGAUUUUUGUUAUGAGGUUUCUCCUUUUUUUAACUUUUUUUUGGGGGGCGAAUGGUUUACAGCUGUAAGCAAGGCAGUUACUGCAUGGAGGUUAGUCUUGGCUGGGAGAUUUCUACUGCUUAAUCAAUGGUGUGACUUUGUUGAGAAAAAUCAACGACAUAACAUCUCUGAGGAUACUUGGCAGCAAGUUUUAGAUUUCAGCCAGUGUGUACAUGAAUAUCUGGAAGGUUAUGAUCCUGAAGGUGCUUGGCCUGUUCUAAUAGAUGACUUUGUUGAGCAUAUGUACAGGUUCUCGGGAACUAAUGAUAACACUAACUUCUUCUGUAACUGUGGUGAUUUAGAAUCCCAGUCUUCCGAACUCGAUGACCCUCUUCCUGGAUUGAAAGAUUUUCCUGGUUUGAAGAGGAAAUUACCUGAGGACCUUCAACAAGAUGAAUUGGAGCCCUCAACUAUCGGCUACCCUCAUUCAACAGACCUGGAUCCUGUUUUGAGUUUCAAGAGAAUCAGGCUGAUUUGUCACAAACCAGCAAACUGGGCGGAUAAUCCACCUGGGAAUAAUACCACAGAUGAUUGCAUGGAAAUUGUUAGACAUAACAGUCCAUUGUGUUCUUCCAAGUCUCCAUGUGCAGUUGAAGGUUGUUUGUCAAAAGGCUUUGCAGGGCUUUUCUCAACACGUGUACCAUGA
Molecule: messenger RNA, 921 nt
Organism: Juglans microcarpa x Juglans regia
Lineage: Eukaryota; Viridiplantae; Streptophyta; Magnoliopsida; Fagales; Juglandaceae
Exons: 6
Coding region: 175-921 (248 amino acids)
Biological process (GO): protein neddylation; positive regulation of ubiquitin-protein transferase activity
Cellular component (GO): ubiquitin ligase complex
Molecular function (GO): ubiquitin conjugating enzyme binding; ubiquitin-like protein binding; cullin family protein binding
Source: RefSeq, a predicted model, not a curated record